AUGGAAAACUACAAGUCUAUCAACACACCUCUAGUGCAAAAUAAGAAGUUAUGCAAGGAGGAUGAAGCAGCUAAAGUGGAUGAAACAAAAUACAGAAGCAUGGUUGGCUAUUUGUUAUACUUAACGGCAACAAGAUCUGACAUAAUGUAUGCGGCUAGCUUUCUCUCUAGAUUCAUGAAUGGACCAAGUGAGAUGCAUUUGAAAGCAACAAAAAGAGUCCUUAGAUAUAUUAGAGGCUGUGCAGACUUGGGAAUCUGGUUCAGGAAAGCUAAAAAGCUCAACUUAUAUGGCUACUCUGAUAGUGAUUGGGGUGGUUCUUUGGAUAAUAUGAAGAGCACCUCAUGCUAUGUUUUCUACUUGAAUUCAGGGGCCAUAAGUUGGAUAUCCAAGAAGCAAAAGGUUGUAGCACAAUCAACCACAGAAGUAGAAUAUAUUUCUGAUGUUGCUGCCGUCAACCAACUUAUUGGUUGA
Pistacia vera is the source of this 471-nucleotide messenger RNA. RefSeq names its product secreted RxLR effector protein 161-like. The record is from RefSeq and is a predicted model, not a curated record. The coding region runs from base 1 to 471 and encodes 156 amino acids. Lineage: Eukaryota; Viridiplantae; Streptophyta; Magnoliopsida; Sapindales; Anacardiaceae. The transcript has a single exon.